AGUUGCAAAGUAGACGUGCUUGAGAUUGAGAGCAUAUAGUACUUAAUUGUCUGAAUUGAGAAGCAAUUCAGAAAGAUGGCACAAACUGCAACUUCAAGGAUUUGCAGUCUUGUAUUGAGGAUUUUUACGCUGGUUCUUCUGUUAAUAUCACUCAUAGUCCUCACCACCAAUACAAAGACAAUCGAAGUUAGUGAUGGUUCUGUAAGACUUCGUUUUUCCGAUGUUUAUGCUUACAAAUAUGUGCUAGCAGCAAUCGUUUUUGGGACGGCGUAUACUCUUUUGCAAGUGGGACUCUCAGUCUUCAAAGUUAUAAAUGGCAGCGACAGCAACAUUCUAUUUGACUUUUAUGGGGACAAGAUAAUGUCGUAUAUGCUAGCCACAGGUGCAGCAGCAGGAUUUGGUGUGACCGCAGAUAUGAAGCAAUUGUUUGAUGCCUCGGAAUUAUACUUCCAUGAUUUUUACGACAAGGCGUACGCAUCAUGUAGUAUGCUUUUUUUUGCAUUCGUGUGCACUGCCGUUUUGUCUGUGAUGUCUUCCUACGCUCUCCCCAAAAGCAUUUAGAUUGCUUGUUGCA
Ziziphus jujuba (common jujube) is the source of this 574-nucleotide messenger RNA. RefSeq names its product CASP-like protein 4D1. The transcript is spliced from 3 exons. NCBI's taxonomy places the organism in Eukaryota, Viridiplantae, Streptophyta, Magnoliopsida, Rosales, Rhamnaceae. Bases 76 to 561 code for a protein of 161 amino acids. The record is from RefSeq and is a predicted model, not a curated record.